Molecule: messenger RNA, 1997 nt
Organism: Scleropages formosus (Asian bonytongue)
Lineage: Eukaryota; Metazoa; Chordata; Actinopteri; Osteoglossiformes; Osteoglossidae
Product: iroquois-class homeodomain protein IRX-5-like
Exons: 3
Coding region: 254-1633 (459 amino acids)
Biological process (GO): neuron differentiation; cell development; regulation of transcription by RNA polymerase II
Cellular component (GO): nucleus
Molecular function (GO): DNA-binding transcription factor activity, RNA polymerase II-specific; RNA polymerase II cis-regulatory region sequence-specific DNA binding
Source: RefSeq, a predicted model, not a curated record
UCGAAUGAGGGAAAGGGUGUGCGACCAAAAAAGAACAUUGAGCGCAACUACAGAGAGCCGAUGAGGUGCCGCUGACAGCAGUCAGAAAUCUCCGCUAAAGCGCUGCGUUAUUUAUUUAUUUUGACUGAGAGCGCGCGGAGAGGAGCGGCCGGCCGCCCGCCCCUGCGACCCCACGGCUCGGAUGAGAAAGUACGCGCGCGACUAGAGGACACGAGGCUCCGAUCAGUGGCUCGUUCUCCGCGUUUUCUGCACCAUGGCGUAUCCUCAGGGCUACUUGUACCAGCCGUCCGCCUCCCUCGCGCUCUACUCGUGCCCGGCGUACAGCGCGAGCGUCAUCUCGGGACCGCGCACCGAGGAGCUGGGCAGGUCUCCGUCCGGAUCCGCCUUCGCGCCCUACGCGGGAUCCACGGCGUUCAGCAGCCCGUCGUCCGGGUUCGGAUCGCCGCUGCAGUACAGCACGGACCCGGCGGCGGCCACGUUCACGUCGUACGUGGGCUCUCCGUACGAACACCCGACGGGAAUGGCGGGCUCCCUCGGGUACCACCCGUACGCGGCUCCCCUGAGCUCGUACCCCUACGGGGACCCCGCGUACCGGAAAAACGCGACGCGGGACGCCACGGCCACCCUCAAGGCCUGGCUCAACGAGCACAGGAAGAACCCGUACCCGACCAAGGGAGAGAAGAUCAUGCUGGCCAUCAUCACUAAAAUGACUCUCACUCAGGUGUCCACCUGGUUCGCGAACGCCAGGAGACGCCUGAAGAAGGAGAACAAGAUGACCUGGACGCCCAGGAACAGAAGCGAGGAUGAGGAGGAGGACGAGAACAUCGAUCUGGAGAAGAACGAGGAGGAGGAAGCGCACAAGCCGAGCGCGAAGGGGGAGCUCACAGACGCAGAGUCGGAGCAAAUAUCGAACCAGCGAGAAGUGACGUGCGAGCGAUUUAAGGGGGAAACUCCUGCGAAGGACGUGGAUCCCGUUCUCACGGAUUCGGAUUUAAAAGAGGAAGAAGAAGAAGAGCGCACGGAGCCGCGGCUCGGAGUCGGAUCCCCCGCGGCCACCACGUCCUCCCCAGGUGCGUCGGCAGGAGCUGCCGCGUCCGGCCAGGACAGGUGUCCAAAGUCGCCGCCUUCGGGCGCCUUGAGCGCGGCCUCCAACGUGACUUCUGUCAUCCACUGCCCGAGCGCUGCCUCCAACAAGCCCAAACUGUGGUCUCUGGCCGAGAUCGCCACUUCCUCGGACAGGUGCAAGGCGGGCGCCGAGUUGCCGCAGGGCCCCACGGCGGCUCCCGGCGCGCUCAUGUGCUCCAGCGACUCGUCCCCGUCGCGCGCCUCGCCGCACUGCCCUUUCCCCCACGGCACGGUGCUGCCCAGGCCCAUCUACUACACGUCUCCCUUUUACCCCGGCUAUACGAACUACGGAGCCUUUGGCCACCUGCACGGAGCCUCCUCGGGCUCCUCCACGGGAUCCUGCACGGGUUCCUCCACGGGCUCGUCCACGCACUUCAGUGGAUUAAACCAGACUGUGCUGAGCAGAGCCGAGGCCCUGGUGAGAGAGAGCAGAGUGAGGAGCCAGACACAAGUAGAUCUCUCUAAAGACUCCCCUUAUGAACUGAAGAAAGGUAUGUCCACCAUUUAAUACCGGCUUCCUCUCCCAUCACGUGGACUUUUAUUUAUUCUUUGUUGUUGGCAAGAACAUAACCAGUAAUACUAAUGAAUGAGAAAAGCUCCCGAGGAAACAAGAUCUUUUUUUUUUUUUUUUUUUUUUUUUUUUUCCAUGAGAAAACGCUAAUUCUUACACUCACAUCUUGGAUGGCCGAUUUAAACGAUGUAUAUUGUCUUAAAAGUCUGCCGCCAGCCAGGAACUAUUUGUAUUAAGCACCAAUAUGUAUAUUUAAUUUACCCCUUUUGUAUUUUAAAUGGAUUAUACACUAUCUUUGGAGUUAAUUAUGAAAAUGCAGCUGUACAGUACUUUUUUGGGAUAAAUAUAUAAGUGCUUCUGU